Messenger RNA from Closterium sp. Naga37s-1, 7242 nucleotides. Lineage: Eukaryota; Viridiplantae; Streptophyta; Zygnematophyceae; Desmidiales; Closteriaceae. The record is from the annotation of a GenBank genome assembly.
AUGACGAGGGAUAGCGGUCUUAGCAGCACCAGCAGGCCGGGACCCGCGGGUAGCGGCAGCAACGUCGUCAUGCCGCCCUCCUGGACGACUAUGGAGUUUGGCGCUCCAGGCUCUCUCCUAUACCGCCUCCUAUUCCUCGACAAGCAAUAUCGCGCCUUUUCCCCCUGGCACGAAAUUCCCCUUCACGCCGCGCUUCCCCCUUCCGCCUGCCCCUCCCCUCCGCCCGCACACGGGGAGCCGGGCCUAUCCGCCCUGUCCUUUUUCUGCGUUACCCCGCGCGGAACGUGGGCAAAGUUCGAAAUUGCCCAGGAUGAGAACUUCACGCCGGUUCGGGUGGCGGAGCGGCAGCCAAGCGGGGGCCCCGCAAGAUACGCGGAAAAUUGCCAAUGGAACCUGGGCGUGUUACCGCAGACUUGGGGCGAUCCGAGGGCGCCCAACGAAGAGUACGGAGGUCUGCCGUACGACGGAAAGCCAGUGCAAGUGUUCGACGUGAGCGGCUCGCGCGGCGCCGCGAGAGUCGGGGACGUGUACGUGGUGAAGCCGCUCGCCGCGUUUGCCGCCGUGAGUCGCGCGCCCGCGGUUUCGUGGAAGGUGGUGGCCGUGGCCGUUGACGACCCGCUGGCUCUGGAGCUGCAUGACGUGGCGGACGUACAUCGGAAGCUUCCAGGAACGCUCGAGGAGAUUCGCGAGUGGUUGCGGUUAUCGGACUGCAUGGAACCAGCACUCCCCAUCCCUUUCCCACCAUUUAACACCCCCUCCACCCCUCCCCCCCUCCACAACCCCUCCCUCCCCCCCCUUCCCCCACCCCCAAAUCCCGUUCCAUUUUACCUCCGUCCCCUGUACGCGCCCUCCUCUCUGCCCCUCCCCUUCCUGCUCUCUCCGCGCCGAGCACUUCAAUUUAUCCUGUCACCUCUGCUCACUCCCCACCUCCCCACCCUCCCGCCUCCCCUCCCCCCUCCGCGCCCCCCGCGCCCGUCCCCUUCCGUUUUCCCUUUUUCCCCCUCCCGGCCUUUCCCCCCUCGCCUCUUCCCCGCGCCCCCGUCACGCCGCGCCGCUCUAGGCGCCGAAGGCGUCGCGUUCGGCUUCAACGAGCGCGCAUUGGACCGCAGGCGCGUGCAAGCGCUGCUCAAGGAGUGCCACGUGGCGUGGCAGCGCAUGCACGCCACGCUCCCCAUGCCCGAGCCGUGGAUCCCGCGCUCGCGCCCGCCCAAAAUCUCCACUAUCGAAGCCUUCUGGGUGCCUUAUACCGAGCGCCACAGCAACUCGGGGAAAGGCGCGCUCACUAUCCCCCUUUCGGACCCCAACCCGCGGAGCUACGGCGGGAGCAGUAGCGGGGGGGUCGGAGGGGGAGGGAGAGGCGCGGAGGAGGAGGAAGAAGCGGGGGAAAGAGCAGGCGCGGGCGCGGGAGCGGGAGGGCAGUCGGUAUGGGAGGUAAUGUCAGGUCUAGAAGCGAUGCAGAUGCUAACUAAGCUCCGCGCGCGCAAGCACCUGUCGCGCCCCGCGUUCUACCAAAUGAAAGGGACCAUCCCCGGAGGCCCCGGGAUCGCCCUGGGCGGCGCUGCGGGCAGCAGGGGGUCCGGACGCGCGGGGGGGAAGGAGCACGGGGGCGGGAGCAAGGGGAGACGGGGCAGUGCGGCUGGGGGGACCGGGGGAGUUGGGGCGGGGGCGGUAGCAGGGGUGGGAGCAGUUGGGGGAGCGGGGGCAGGAGCGGGUGCGGGAGGGGGAGCGGGUGCGGGAGGAGGAGCAGGAGUCGGGCCAGGCGGAGUGGGGGAGGAGGAUGGGCAUGGCAAGUCCAAGUUUAGGUGGGGGAAAGCGGCCAAGGACGUGAAAGCAUGCACUGUGCCUGCUGUCUCUACUGGCUCGCCUAGGGCCUCCUGGAGACGAGCAGCGCUGGUGAAGGAGAAGGCGAGGUUGGAUGAGCUGCAGCAGCAGCAGCAGCAAGGUGGGGCAGAGGGCGAAGGAGUAGGAGCACUGGCCACACCUGCUGCUGCUGCUGCUGGUGGCAGCGGCGGUCCGGGGGGUGAUGCAGUUGUGGGAGUUCCUGCUGGGGAUGCAAAGGCGAAGGAGGGCGGCAAGGUGAAGCGCGGCCUGUCUGCAAGAAAACCCAAGGGGCAGCAGCAGGAGAAGGCGAAGAAGGGCCAGACUAGUGUGGUGCCCGUGCUGCCAAGCGAAACUGCAAAGGAUCUUUCAGUUGCGAAGGUUCCCUCCUCAGGCGAUGCUGCUGGUGCGAUGGUGGCUGCUGGGGUGGGGGACGAGCGGAGUGACGGAGUGGUGAAGGGCGGGGAUGAUGGGUUGAGCGCGGUUUCUUGGGGCAACGGGGGAGGUGGGGGAGAUGGUGGAGUGGAAGGCCGAGGAGGUGAGCAGCAAAGGACAGGAGCGGUCAAGGAGGCUUUGCUGCUGGAGCAGCAGCAGCAGCAGCAGGAGCAGGAGCAGGAGCAGGAGCAGGAGCAGGAGCAGGCGCAGGAGCAGAAGCAGCAGCUUUUGAAGCGGUUCAGUCCGGCGCCUCUGGAUGUGCAGGGGCAUGACGAUGUGUAUGAUGCGGAACCGAAUGCUGCUGCUCACCCGCAAGAGCUACAGCAGCAGCAGGCACAGGAGGAGGAGCAGCAGCAACAGCACCAACGGCAGCAGCAGCAGCAGCAGCAACCGCACGUGUACGCGCCUCCUCUCACGCCCCAGCCGCUCACGCCUCUGCCCGUGUCCACAGCCCCUGCGCUGCUCUCCCCCCUGCGGCAGCAGCAGCAGCAGCGGUGGCAAGCAGUGGAAGAACGGCCGCCGGAGCGAGUAAUUAUAGAAGACCACCAGGAGGUUCUAGGCCUGGGGGAAAGGGAAGGUGGGGAGGAGGAUGAGGAGGAUGAGGAGGAGGAGAGGGAGAGGGGGAGAGAGGGUUGGGAGGAGAGGGACGAGGGGAAGCAGGGGAAAGGGGGCGGAGGCGGAAGCGGAGGCGGGUCAGCGCCGUCGCCUAGAGCUCUAGAGCUGCUGGCAGGGCUGAAGAAGCUGGUAAGUCCGCGGCAUAGCCAGUCUGGAAGACGUGUGAGAGGGUUCGGACGGUCAGGCAGCUCUGGUGGGAGCGAGGGUGAAGUUACUGCUGCUUCUCCUGCUGCCGCUGCCGCCACCGUUGCUGCUACUGCUGGUGCUGGUGCUGGUGCUGCUGCUGCUGCUGCUGCUGCUGCUGCUGCUGCUGCUGCUGGUCUUGCUGCGACAGGGGCAGAAGAAGGGGCGAGUGAAGCAGCAGGAGGCAUGGAUGGGGGCGUGUGGAGAGAUGGGCCGGAAGGAGGGUUGCAGCAGGUGAGAGAGGGAUUGGAGGAGGAAGGGGAAGGGGAAGGGGAAGAGGAGGAAGGGGAUGGACCUGCAGGGGGGCUGCUAGAAGGGAUGCUGGCUGGGAAGGGUGUGUUGCUAAUGGGUCGCCGAUCUAAGCAGCAACAGCAACAGCAGCAACAGCAGGGUGUGCGUUAUGAAUGGGAGGUGGAGAGAGGUAUGGGUGGUGAGGAAGAGGUGGGUGGGGAGAGGGAAGGAAGUGAAGAGGAAGCGGAGCUAGAGACGGGACGAGAAGAGGUGGAAGAGGAAGAAGCAGGAGGGGAAGGGGAGGAGGAGGAGGAGGAGGAAGAAGAGGAGGCGGAGGAGGAAGAGGGAGAGAUAACUGAAGUGGAGGUGAGGGAAGAGGAGAGUAAUGGCGGUUUGGUGAGUGGUGGUGGGGAGGAGAGAGAAGAAGCAGAGCGGUUGGAAGGGGGGUUAAAUCAAGGAAGCGAUGCGGAAGGUGCAGAGAAUGAAGAGGAAGAGGAGGGAGAAGAGGAGGAGGAGGGUGAGGAAGUGGAGGGAGAUGAGGAGCAAGAGGAAGAAGAGGAGAGGGUAGAGGAGGAAGAGGAGGACUUGUAUUCUGAUACGGCAGAGGGUGAGGGGGGUGUUAAGGAGGAGAGCGUGAGGAGUAGUGGAAGGAGGGAGCUUGAAGAAGAAAAUCAGAGAGAAGGGGCGAUUGAAGAGUGUGAGGAGGAGGGAGAGGACGAGGGAGAGGAGGGAGAAGAGGGAGAGGAAGAGGUAGAGGAGGAUGAAGAGGAGGAGGGAGAGGAAGGAGAUGAGGAUGGGGUAGAAGGGGAGGUGGCGUUGGUGGAGAGAGGCCGCGACUAUGGAUCAAGGGAGUAUGGGGAGAGAGAUGCUAGGGAGCGAGAAUUAAGGGAGCGAGAAUUGAGGGAGCGAGAUUCGAGAGGAAUGGGUUUCAGAGAAAGGGAGUGGAAGGGCGAGAGUGAGAGGGGUCGGGAUGAGUAUAUGGAGAGGAGUAGGGAGAGGGAGAGGGAUAGAGAGAGGGACAGAGACGGAGAGAGGGACAGGGAUCGAGACGUGGAGUAUGAGAGGGAGAGAGAGAGGGAACGGGAGCGGGAGAGGAAUAGAAGCAGAGAGGGGCCGUUGCACAGUAGGGGUAGGUCUCCCGCUGGUAGGGCACCCAGACCUGAAGGCUAUGGCCCCGGGGGCGAGCGGCGAGGGGAUGAGAGGCGAGGGGAGGAGAGGAGAGGGGCAGGGGGUUAUGAUGGGGAGCGUGGGGGAAGCAGCAGUGGGUAUGAGAGGGAGUAUGGAGGGGGCAGAGGGGGAGGGGGAGGGGGAGGGUUCUCAUUUGAUCGGAGCAACUCAUAUGAUCCAGAGAAGGAGCCGGAGAGGGAAAGGGAGAGGGAGAGGGAGAGGGGCGGUCCUGCACAGUACGAUAGGGAUAGGGCUGGAGGGCCGUAUGACCGCGAUAGGGAGAGGCAGAGAGAAAGAGAGAGGGAGAGGGAAAGAGGCGGUCCAGGUUCAAUGUACGACCACCAGCCUGUCACUCCUCCUCCGCCUGCCGACCACUCGCUGCCUCAGCAGCAGCAGCAGAGGCAGCAGCAGCCGCAUUCGGCAAACUGGGAUAGGGAGAGUGAAAGGGAUUACCGGCAUGGGCCGGGGGGAGGAGGGGGGCCAGCAGGAGGAGGGUACGAUGGAGGGAUAGAGUACCGUCGGACUAACACGGGUCACAGUGAGAAGGACUUUGAGACAGGCGCAGGGGCGUAUGGAGCGGCGGGAGGGUAUGGCCCUAUGGGUGCUGCUGCUGGCCCUGGCGGUGCGGGUAUGGGAGGGAUGGGAGCGGCUGGGCCGGGGGGAGCAGCAGGAGCAGGAGCAGGGGGAGCAAUGUAUGGGUCUGCUGCAUACAGGAGGCGGUUUGGCAUGGAAGGGGGAGGGUAUGGCGGCGGGGAUGUGGGCGGGGAGCGGAGGCGGCCGGAGAAUUUCGAGUCGGAGGAGAUGGAGCUGCAGAAGCAGCUGUCGGGGCAACGGGCGGACCGACGCCGCAUGGUGAGUGCUGGGGGGGAGAAAGGGGGAGAGAAGAUAGGGAGGGGGAAGGGGCGGGUUUUGAGACGUGUCAAAAUGAACUUCAUAUCAUGUGAGUCGGACGAGAUGGAGCUGCAGAAGCAGCUGUCGGGGCAGAGAGCGGACCGACGCCGCAUGGUUAGUGCAAAGGGGGGAAAGAACGGGGGGAGAAGGGGAGGGGAGAGUGUAAGGGGGAGAGUUGGGGCUUCCCUCCCUCCCGCCUCUCCGUUCCUGUUCCAUCACGUGCCAAUUGCCUCUUCUGCCCUCCUCCCUGCCCAUCCUCCUCAUCUCCCAUCCACCCUCUCUUCCCCUCAUAUAUACACACACUUUCUUAUUUCCCUUUCCCACGUCUCCCCCUCUUCCCGCCUCCUUCCGCUCUCCCUUCAACAGGAGGCGAUGAGGAAGCAGCAGAUGCAGGGGCAGCAGGGCAGAGGAGGAGUACCAGCGGGUUGGGCCAAGCCCAAAUGGUCCGAUAAAGACGCUGCAAACCCCCAUGCUGCUGCUGCCACCACCGCCGCCGCCGCCGCUGGUGGUGCUGCUGCUGGCGGUGCGUUUGGAGCCUAUGCCAUGUUUGGAAACUUUGCCGGAGCACCCCCGGGUGCGGCCGGUGCAGCAGCAGGAGGAGCGGGUGGGCCGGCUGGUAACCCUAUGGGUGCAGGAGCAGCGGCAGGAGGUAACCCGAUGGUCCCUCCUGCGUUCAUUCCCAUGGGUCCUCUCGGGCCGAUGAUUCCUGUAGCACCCAUGGGGGGGAUGCCCAUGGCUGGGUAUGGCCCUGGGGGGAUGAUGCCUGGGCAGAUGAUGCCUGGGGGAGGGAUGCCUGGUCGCAUGCAGGGCAUGCAGGGAAUGCAGGGCAUGCAAGGGAUGCAAGGAAUGCCCGGGGGCAUGCCUGGUAGGCCAGGAAUGCAGGGAAUGUCGGGAAUGGCCUAUGGUGCCCCUCCCGGCUCUGCUGGUGGUGCUGCUGGGGGGUCGUUGCUGUCGCAGCGAGCAGCAGCAGAGGAGCUUCGAUCGGAGAUCACGGAGCAACGCUCGCUCUACUCGCAGCGCCUCUCUGUCGCUCUCACACGGCGGGCCAGCCUCGGGUCGUAUGAGAAUGAUGGGUCGGGGGGGACGCAUACGGGCGAUGCCGUUGAUCGGGAGAAUCUGCACCGUACGUUUUCCGGGUAUGGGGGGUAUGGGGGGGGUGUGCCCCCGGCUAUGGUUAGGGGGACUCCGCCUAGGUAUGGCAUGGGGGGGCGGAGGCUGGGUGGGGGACCGGGGGGAGGGGGCGGAGGGGUGGGGUAUGCUGCUAGUGUGGGGGGAGGUUAUGCUGGUAGUGUGGGGGGGUAUGGGGAAGGCGGAGCGGGUUCGCUGAGCCGAAUGAGCUCAGGGCCGAGGGAGCUGCAGAGGCGGGCCAGUGACUCACCUCACGGGCUGGCAGCGGUGGGUGUGGGAGGCGGGGGAGGGGGAGCAGCAGCAGGGGAGGACGCACGGUCGCUGCGCAGGCAGACAGGGGGGAGCUGCGUCAACAUUGGCACGUCUUCCUCUGCUGCGUAUUCCAUGGCUCCCACGCUUCUCCCCUCUGGAGUUGGCCCUGGUGUUCCCCUAGAGGACGGGUUUGUUGAUGGGGUGGGCGGAGGGGGUGGUUGGGGAGGAGGCAGGGGCGGGGACGGGGGAGGGCGGGGGGGCAGCACCAGCCUUGCGAGUGGGCCGAGUGGGGAGAGGGGUGGGGGAGGAGGGGGGCUGAGGACGCAGCUAAGUGGGGUGUCAUCGGUGGGGGAGGGAGAGGGGGGGGCAGAGCGGACGAUUGCCAAGGGGAGGCUGAUGCGGCAGCUGCUGGCAGCCGAGCCGGAAAGGCGAGGAGGAGUAGGCGGGAGAGGAGGGAGAGGAGGCGGAGGGGGGAGGCCGGGGAGUAGUAGCAGCUCUAGCAGUGUGCAGGCGUCUAAGUAA